ACUCGGCGCGCAACGGCUCCGCCUGGGAGUAAGAGGCGCACAGUGCGCAGGUGCCGAGACUGCUGCGGGUUGCGGGUGUCGAGGCUCUGGCGGCCAUGGGGAUUCUUCUGCGGCGGCUGUGCCGAGUCCUUCCAGGCGUGCUCGGAGAAAGUUAACGCCGAGAGAGAGGCUGCAGAAUACGGGACUCGCCGCUCCGCAAGCCCCAGUGCCUGGUUCUUUACUCAUUUCCUCCGCGGCGCUCAGCUCCAGCCGCAGGCAUCUGCUCUGGAAGCCUUAGUUGAACCCAGGCUCCCCUAGUUUCCUCUUGUUACAGCAAAGUAUGAAACAGCUUGUAGUCCCUGAUCUAUGUCGCAGAGUAUAGUAGUAAUCUGUUACAUAGCAAUCACCCCAAAGUUUAGCAGCUUGAAACAACACAGGUGAAGUGUCCCUCAGGUUCCGGACGUCAGGGAUUUGGGCAUGGCGUUGCUGGGUGGUUCUGUCUUGGUUUCUCCUGAGAUUCCAGUCAAGAUGUAGGCCAAGGCUGCAGCAGGCCGGACAACCUGCUUGCUGGAUAGCUCACUCACCUGAGUGUCGGCGGGAGGCCUGUUUCUCACAGCAUGGACCUCCCUACAGGGUGAAUUGAGUGUCCCCAUGACUUGGCAUUUGGCUUCUCUCACAACACGUGGUCCCCAAGAGAGCAAAGCAGAAGCCACAGUGUCUUUUGUGAUCAAGCCUCAGAAGUCACAUACCAUCACUACUGUUAUUCCAGACAACCCUUCAGUGUGGGAGGAUCAACCCAAACGUAUGAAUACCAAUAGACAGGGAGCGCUGGGAGCCACCCGGGAGGCCGACUACCAUGGAGAGUCUGACAAUGCUGAUAACGAUUAUAACUUAGAUGAGAGAGAGGGAAUCGUCAAAUUUCAUCCUUGUCCGAGAGCCACUGUCCAAAUCAUUAUGAAGGAGUCCAAUGGAGUUUCCUACCAGUAGGUGGCAGUACUGGUCCACUUCCUGAUCUUCCUUGGGCAUAACCAUCGGCAUGGAAGAAGUCAUCCAAACACAGGGGUUUAGAAGGGUCCUGGAAGAGAACCAGAACAUCCACAAGGCACCACCAAGAUUUAAGCCUCAUCUAAUCAACUCCAUGUGGACAGGGAAUCUGUCUUUUUUACUGAAGAGGUCCUUGCCCAAUAUUUGUGGACUGAAUGAGGGGAAUCUGUAAUGACUGACAAUAAAUGAUUCAAUGAAGAAAGUGUCUUCAGGCUUGUGUCACCAUUGGUGAUGGUAUCUGCGGGCGGGGCCUUUACGAGGUGCUCAAGUCACGAAGGUGGAAUCCUCAUGAAUGGGACAGAUGCCGUGUAAAAGAGGCUCCAGAGAGAUCCCUGGCUCCUGCCACUGUGUGAGGACACAGCCAGAAGGCGCUGGCUGUGAACCAGGAAGAUGUGAUCAUGCAGGCUCCUUAAUCUUGGACUUCCUGCCUCCAGAACAGUGAGCAGUGUCUGUUGUUUGUACACGAUAGCAGCCCCAACCGGCUGAUGUUCAACUUCUUUUUUUCCACCAGAUCCUAUCAAGCAGCUGAGUUCAAGGCUCAAGUGGAGAACACAUAGCUUCAGAGGCAGAAGGAGUCGAAGGUGCUCUCCAGCUUUGAACACUUCCCCUACUUGAGAUGCAUACAAAGGCAGUCCAACUCCUCUGGGGAUGUUUCUUCCUGUGGAAUCUCUACAUCUCAUCCGCCCAGGCCGUUUACCCUGGCAUCAAGGCCAGGGUUACUCAGCAGGCUCUGGACUAUGGUGUUCUAGCUGGGAUGGAGAUGAUUGAGCAAAUGGUUAAGGAAAAAAAUAUCCCAGACCUAGAAGGUUCUGAAUCUCUGGAAUUUCUGAAGGUUGAUUAUGUGAACUACAAUUUUUCAAACAUAAAAAUCCAUGCCUUCUCAUUUCCAAAUACUUCAUUAGCCUUUGUGCCUGGGGUGGGAAUCAAGGCCCUGACCAACCACGGUACCGCCAACAUCAGCACCGACUGGGAAGUCAAGUCUCCGCUCUUCCAAGACACAGGAGGAGCUGAUCUGUUUCUCUCUGGUGUCUUCUUCACCGGUAUCAUUGUCCUGGCCCGCAACGACUUUGGUCACCCAAUCAUGAAGCUCCAAGACUGUUACGCCCAAGUGAGCCACGCCCACGUGUCAUUUUCCGGAGAACUCAAUGUCCUGUACAACUCCUUUGCUGAACCCAUGGAGAAACCCAUUUUAAAGAACUUAAAUGAAAUGCUCUGUCCCAUUAUCAUGAGUGAGGUGGGAGCCCUGAACGCCAACCUCAGCAUGCUGGAGGUUUUAACCAAGAUUGACAACUAUACUCUCCUGGACUACUCCCUAAUCCAUUCUCCAGAGAUAACUGAGAAUUACAUGGAGCUGAAUUUGAAGGGCGUAUUCUACCCCCUGGACAACCUCAGCGACCCCCCCUUCUCACCAGUUCCUUUUGCACUGCCAGAACGCCAUGACUCUAUGCUCUAUAUUGGAAUCUCCGAGUUUUUCUUCAAAUCUGCAUCCUUUGCCUACUUUACAGCUGGGGCCUUCAAUGUCACUCUCUCCAUGAAAGAGAUUUCCAGCCAUCUGGUUCAAAACUCUCAAGGCCUUGGCAAUGUGCUCUCCCGGAUCGCAGAGAUCUACAUCCUGUCCCAGCCCUUCAUGGUACGGGUCAUGGCAACGGAGCCUCCUGCAGUCAAUCUGCUGCCGGGCAACUUCACCCUGGACAUCCCUGCCUCCAUCGUGCUCCUCGCCCAGACCGAGAACUCAACUGUGGAAACCAUCGUGUCCAUGGACUUUGUUGCUAGCACCAGUGUUGGCCUGGUUAUUUUGGGACAAAGACUGGUCUGCUCAUUAUCUCUGAACAGAUUCCGACUCUCUUUGCCAGAGUCCAAUCGCAGCAAUAUUGAGGUCUUGAGGUUUGAGAACAUUCUGUCCUCUAUUCUCCACUUUGGAAUCCUCCCACUGGCCAAUGCAAAAUUGCAGCAAGGAAUUCCCCUGCCCAACCCACACAAAAUCUCUCUUGUCAACUCCGAUGUUGAAGUUUUUGCGGGAUUCCUUUUGAUCUCCACCGACCUCAAGUAUGAAACGUCCUUAAAGCAGCAGCCAAGUUUCCAUGGUUGGGAAGGUCUGAACCUCAUAAGUGGACAGUGGAGGGGGAAGCCCGCCGCUUGAUUGCUUGUUUGGAGCCCACCCCAGGCGGCCAGUGGCCCUUAAUCCACAGCUACUGUAAGCCCAGAAGGGGAGGACAGUGCACGCUGGAUUGUAAAGCCCUGUGAAGUGCUUAGGCUGGCAGUUUUCCUUCUCGAGCCCUCAGGGACAGAGGGAGGCAA
Enhydra lutris kenyoni (northern sea otter) is the source of this 3321-nucleotide messenger RNA. Its product is annotated as BPI fold containing family C. Lineage: Eukaryota; Metazoa; Chordata; Mammalia; Carnivora; Mustelidae. The transcript has 20 exons. Gene Ontology annotation, molecular function: lipid binding. The record is from RefSeq and is a predicted model, not a curated record. The coding region runs from base 1640 to 3163 and encodes 507 amino acids.